Messenger RNA from Plasmodium vivax (malaria parasite P. vivax), 1371 nucleotides. RefSeq lists its product as hypothetical. The record is from RefSeq and is a predicted model, not a curated record. NCBI's taxonomy places the organism in Eukaryota, Apicomplexa, Aconoidasida, Haemosporida, Plasmodiidae. The transcript is spliced from 2 exons. Bases 1 to 1371 code for a protein of 456 amino acids.
AUGGCCAAAAAACCUCCAAACCCAUGGUAUUUCGAAUACCAUAAGUACCUUGAAGUAAAAAAAGCAUUGGAGUAUGAACGUACAGACAAAAUUGAUGUUAGUUUUGCAAACUAUAUAAUAAAUCGCACAAAUAAUACGCCAGAAAAGGAGCUAAAGUUACGUGAAACCUUUUGUGAGUUAAAGAAGUUGAUCGAACGUCAACAUUGUUUCAUUACAAUUCAUCAAGUUGACUGUUGUAAUUAUAUUAACUACUGGUUAAAUAAAACAGUAAGAGAGUCAUAUUAUCGUGUAGAUGAAAAAAACUUUGAAAUUUUUGAUGAAUUUAUGCGAGUUGACCCUAAAGCUUCAGGUGGUCCUUUUAAUUGUAUAUCGAAAUUAAGCUAUAUGGACACUGAUACUUUUGAAAAAAUGAAAAAAUUAUAUGAAUUAUACGAUUAUUUCACAAAACUCAAAAAAAGUGAUGAUUCUUCAUCAUUAUGUAGAAACAUUAGUAAUAUAGCUGAGAAGCAUAAAAGUUUGAUGCAGGAAUGUAAGGAGAAAGACAAUAAUUUACCUAAUGCGUUAACAAAUCUAAAAUACGUAAUCGAAAAAGAUGAAUUAGUUGCUAAAGAUGCAUGUACAAAGAACACAUCUGAUUUAUUUUAUUUAAAAAUCGAUCCACCUCCUGGUAAAGAUAAAAAUGCGGUAACAGUACAUGCACAUGGUAGAAAAUUUGAAGAAAAACCUCUCCCAACCCGCUUUUCAGGUUAUUCAUCACAAGCACAUAGUAGAAAGUCUGGAAGAACCCAUACCCCACCCCCCGUUCUAGUUUCUUCACCACAAGCACAUGGUGGAAACUCUAGAGAAACACAUACCGCACCCCUCGUUUCAGUUUCUUCAUCACCCGCAAAAGGAUUGGAAAAACAAGCACGGGGAGAGAGUGAACGAAUACCAUCAGUACCCCCAGCACGAGUUCCACUAGAACUAACAGUACUGCCAUCAUUACCACUACUACAAUUAGGACAAUUAAAACAAUUAGAAUCAUCAGAAACAGAAGAACCAACAGGACCAAAAGGACUAACAGAACCAGAACCAGAGCAACGACUAGAACAGCUACAAGAACAUUAUGUACAUCAUUUAAGCGAAGACGAAGCAGACAUUUCCCUAGAGGAAGGUGAUAAAUCAGCAGGUUCAAUGCUGUCCGCAUAUAACCCAGAAACGAUCAUGGAAAAGAUGAAAUUUGCGCUUUCUAAAGUUUUAGAAACCGUUGAACCGGUGCCUGUUCUUGGUGUAUCCGGUGCUAUAGGUGCAUUAUUUUUACUAUUUAAGGUAUCAAAAAUUGCACUAAAACAUUUUAAAUUAUGCUUAUAUAAUUAUAAUACUUACAAAUAA